Hypomesus transpacificus is the source of this 7303-nucleotide messenger RNA. RefSeq names its product epidermal growth factor (gene egf). The coding region runs from base 2647 to 6144 and encodes 1165 amino acids. Gene Ontology annotation, molecular function: calcium ion binding. The transcript has 23 exons. NCBI's taxonomy places the organism in Eukaryota, Metazoa, Chordata, Actinopteri, Osmeriformes, Osmeridae. The record is from RefSeq and is a predicted model, not a curated record.
AUGGAUACAUAACUACUGAUUGUCGGAGCCUUGUUUAAAUGAGAACUUUGACAACAUUGUUGUUGUGCCACACAUACAGACGUCUAUCAAAUCUGUCAUUUUGUUUACUGUAAUGAUCUAUAUUACAUUACAUGCCAAAUGUCUUGUGAAACAGCAUAUCUGGUUUAGGCCUGUUUUAGGUGUACACAUUUUACUCACAGUACAUAAAUCUGUUUUUGACAGGUACCACUUGCUCAAGGUUUAAGCUGUAAGCUCAUUGUUGCCUUACUCUACAAAAAAGCAUUCUAUUUUGACAUUAUAUUUGACAAUCGGAGUAAAGUUUGUGUACAUUUUGUUUAUAUUUAUAUACAGAAAUUAUAGUGUACACUUAUUUUUAAUUAAAGCAAACUGUGUUUGGAGGUAAUAGAAAUAUUUCAAGUGCAGUUCAUCACGAACACAUACAGUGACACACACCCUGUUCUUGUUUUUGGAAAUAAGUGAUGCUAAAAUGAUUUCAGUACUUUACAAAUGAAAAGUCGAAACGUUAAAAAUAACUGUAUAUUGCUCCUUUCUACUGACGCACAAAUGCAAAUGGCAACAAAACAAACAUCUAAGGCUAACAUAUAUUUGUCUUUUACACAGCACUGGAUGCAAGUGAUAUGUAUCUUUCUUUGAUAGCGCUAUAUAUUAUACAUAGAAAGCCAUCAUCGUCAUAACAUGCAUUAACGGUGCUAGCGGGCCUGCUAAACUCUUGAGGUGAUAAUCUUAUGAGUGAUGGGCUCCUUGCCCUGUCUUCACCCUGCGACAGGUGCAUCUGUUCUGCAGCGUUACAGCUCUCUCUGGCACCUCACACAGUAAUCUCCUCCACCCUCAGUCUGAAAGCACUGCCUCCGUGUCUCUGUGCUUGUGUCUAUGCAAGGACGGAAACUCACACAUCCCAGCGGUACAUCGCAAAUGUGUACGUUCCUGCACCCUCAUACAGUCUCUCAGGGUAGCGGGUGACGACCGCUAAUCGAUGGGUCAUGCCUGUCUCAACCAGGUGGUCCUGUAAAUCCCAAUAACAUGGGUGGACCCGGAAAGAGGCAUUCCCACCCAUCAUACCCUGUCUGUCGCCAGCUGUGCCUGGGAGAUGUGUGUCCGUCCUACCAGCUGUUCUGUAAUCAUGACAACACCCAGGAUGUUUAACAAACACGAUGAGCUGGAGAGGUAGGGUGGUCAGAGUGGAAGAGGAACCUCUAAGCCGGAAGGAAGGGAAGCACUUCUGAAGUCCUUUGGAGAUUCGUGGAAUCAAGUCGUUUUUGUCAACCUUGACACCUUCACUGCCCCUCCUUUGAGAAGCUUAAUCGUCAUAGCCCACCUACUUCUGGUCUAACUUAUAUUCUACAUGCAAGGGAACAUGUUCCUGGCUUGUUCAUGGCUCGAGAUAAAUGAUUUGAUGGAUUUGCGAGGGGGUCUGCCGGCUGUAAAACUCCAACAAAACACCAAGGAUAAAAUCCCGUGAAAUCAUGGGAAGGCAUUACCCUGGACUAAGGGCAUUAUCUUGUAUACCGGCUGAAGACACAAGGGUCCUCUCGUUCACGUAAGCCCCAUAGAGCUACUCGUGGGUUAUAGGCUGUAUCGCUGGGAACAAUAUGCUAGUCAACAAGGGUAUGAAUAGGGGUUUGAGAUGAAGUGGGACGGUUGUUAUCCUGGAUAAACAGAAAACAAGAGAGGCCCUGACGGCAUGUCCUCAAACCAUCCGUUGUACGUAUUACUCAUCCAGCCGGAUUCCCUGGAGGAGACAGUCACCCUUAAGAGAAAGAAAUCAGGCCUACAAAAUACUAAUUGACUGACAGACAUGCAUAGGCAUGUGUACGUUGAUCCCGAGCGCGUAACACUGUUUGGUUGUCCCAGAGAGUGGCAGGAACACUGAAGCAACUAGUUAGCAAUGUUUUAGUGCUGGACUGAUAAAUCAGUGUUUGCAUGCCAGGGUCAUGUUCCUGUGGGUAUGUCUGGGUUUAUGCUAAUGUGUGUAUGCAGACAUGGGAGUCAGAGUUCAUCUGUUCAAGGAAGAGACACCACAAAAGAAGAAGAGGUUCAUUCCAUGACUCUUCUCUUUCUCUCUUUCACACACGCAUACACACACACACACACACAGAGGGACAGGGGUUAGGGAGGGGGUGGAGUAGGGCGAGUUGCUGUUAUUUUCUUGGACUUUGCUUCAGCCCUGUCUCAUCACUUGCAUACUCGGCUUUCAGCUUCAGACACCGACUCUUGUGCGGGGAAAAUCCUCCAGACUGAGACCGGGAUGUGUAAAAUGUACCACGAGGGUGUCAGGAAUUUCGUACUUUGCUUCCAAAACAGCUAAGCAACCAGGGGGCUGGAGAGAGGAGCCCACUGGAUCCCACACAUCCAGACCCACGGGCAGACCAGGAGCUGACAAACCUUCCCUUCCUCUCCGUGCCCACGACCUACUGCUUUUGUUUAUCGUUUUCCUCCUUUUUUGGGGAUGUGAGCCUCCCUCUCUUCUCCUCUCUCGAUCUAUGCCGGGGCCUCAGACAAGGAUGCCCACGGACCUACGGCGACCGUUGCAGAGUUUUGUGGGAUUCUCCUACGCCCGGUCUGACGGCGGGAAUGCUUGAGCGUGAGUGAAGAGUGGCCCCGCUGACCACCACGGAGUUCAGGAUUAUGUUCCUUGCUACGGUCGUGGCUCUGCUGGUUUGUUUCUUUGUGCGGAAGGCAGAAGUGACGGAGCCUGGGAGGGAAUGCUGGCGCGGGUCCUUGUCGGGUGUGGGUAGCAACUGGAGCUGUGUGGAGCCCUACCUUAUCUUCGGCCAUGGUAAGGGCAUCUAUCGGAUGGACCUGGAUGGAGGGAACAGAAAAAGGCUUGUGGCCGGGGUUGGAAACUCGAUUCUACUGGACUUCAACUACCAGGAGGGCAGAGUGUACUGGGCUGACAGGACCACUGGGGUCGUCUACAAGGCUGCAAUGGAUGGUGCACAGAGACAGAAAUUAUACUCAUCUGAAAAAGGCCUCUCGGGUCUUGCGGUUGACUGGAUUCAGAAUGUUGUCUUCUGGUCAAGUGAAGAAAAGGGAACUAUUAAAAGAAUGGAAGCAAAUGACAAAAAUGAGAGGACUGUUUUAAGAUAUUUAUCUCAGCCGUGUUGCAUAGCGAUCGACCCGAGUGACAGGUUUCUGUUUUGGUUGUCUGACGGCAUCACACCCAGUAUCCAGCGGUCAAACGUGGCAGGAGAGAUGACCACUACAGUUUUAAAGAUGGCUGAGAAACUCAGAGCACUGUCUAUCGACCGAACAGACAAGAGACUGUUCUGGGUCCAGUUCGGUUCUGAAGGAGAAAGUGCUAUUGGCUCCUGUGACUACAAUGGAAAUGUCAUCAACACAAUCAGUCAGCCUCUCCGGUCUCAAUCUCUUGGGAUAUUUGUAUUCAUGGAGCAAGUCUAUUACACUGAUGCCGCAUCGCGGGCUAUAAGACAAGUCAACAAGUACACAGGGGGAGCGGCGAAAAAAAUUAACCUGAAGCGGAUGGCGCACCCCCCCAUAGAUGUGAAGGUGGUACAUCCCCUUAACCAGCCAAUAGAAGACCCCGUGGCUGUCUCUCCAGGCUGUGAUGGACGCGCAGGGCCCUGUGUAAACGUGUGCUCCAACCCAACUGAACAGGGUCUUUGUCAGUGCAGCGAGGGCUUUACCCUCAGCAAGCACGGAAAUCAUUGUGAAGAUAUAAACGAGUGUGCUUUGUGGAGCCACGGUUGCUCCUUGGGGUGCGAGAACGUUCCAGGUUCCUACUUUUGCUCGUGCCCCCAAGGAUAUGCUCUACUGCCCGAUAGGAGAACCUGCCAAGAGACCUUCCCAUGCGAGGGGAACAUGACCCAGUGUGACGGAGGCUGUGUGAGAUCAGAGAGUGGGCCUGUGUGUGUGUGUUCUGAGGGGUCCACACUCCUGCCUGGGGGCCUCUCCUGCUCAGGGUGCUCCUCAGCAGACAGAGGAGGCUGCAGUCAGCUGUGCUCCCCCACUACCCUGGGCCACUGGGAGUGUGAGUGUGUGCCAGGCUACCGGCUCCACCAGGACGGGAGGCGCUGCUCUGCCACAGGACCAGCUCCUUACCUGGUGUUUGCUAACAUGGUGGAUGUCAGGAGAGUGAAUCUUGACGGGUCAGGUGACCAUAGACUCCUGGAGGAACCUCAGGGAAACGUGAUCGCCUUGGAUUAUGAUCCCGUCCAAAACAAAGUGUACUUUGCCAGUACGACUCUGAGGCAGAUUGAGCGGGUGGAUUUGUCCGGGGGGUCCAGAGAGGUUGUGGUGAGCGGGGGUCUGGACUCCCCUGAAGGGCUGGCCGUGGACUGGAUCCACCGCAGGCUGUACUGGACCGACCGGGGACUCUCUACUAUUGAGUGCAGCACUUUGAACGGGCUGGACAGAGAAACAGUGAUAAGGAAAGGGAUCCAAGCUCCAAGAGGAAUCGCUGUUCACCCUCUCGCAAAGAAGUUGUUCUGGACGGACAUGGGCCGGCGUCCGGCGGUGUUGGGCGCGGCGCUGGAUGGGCGCGAGCGCUGGGUGGUGGCUGACAGCGGGCUGGAGAUGCCUUGCGGACUGGCUCUGGACUUCCCUCAGGAGCGUGUGUUCUGGAGCGACAGCAGGACCAGGGCGCUGGAGAGCGCCAACCUGGACGGCUCGGAGAGACGGCUGCUGACAGAGAACGAAGUAGGGCGACCUUUUGACCUGGCGGUGUUUGAGGACCGUGUGUGGGUCUCCGACCGGGAGCGGCGCUCGCUGGGGAGCUUCGACAAACGCAGCGGAGAGAAACUGGAGCGUAUCCACGUUAACGUGGUUCAACCGGCGUCCAUUGUGGUGGUUCAUCCCAUGGCCAAGUCAGAAGCGGACAUGUGCCUCCACCAGAAUGGGGGCUGUUCCCAGGUGUGUGAGAGCAGACUAGGGCACCCUCUCUGUUCCUGCUUCCCCCACUACCAGCCCUCCGAGGGGGACAGCUGUGUACCCAUCACCACAUCCAGCAAACCAGCAGAGUCUGGAGAUUGGGGAGAGUCUGUAGAUCCAUUCUCUCUGAAGAACAAGACUCUGAACGAUGAGAGCAUGCCCCUGCCCCUGCCUGGGCUCUCCUCAGACGGAGAAGAGGCCGACGCCCACCUGGAGCACAGCAGCGAGCCGGCGCUCUUUACAGAGAAGAUGGUCUCAGACCAAGACGACUGUUCGUCUCUGCGCUGCGACGUGAACGCUCGCUGCCUGGUGCAGACAGGAAGUGCCAGCUGUGUCUGCCGAGACGGCUUCACUGGAGACGGAGACCUGUGUGUGGACGUGGACGAGUGUGAGGCGGGCGUGUCUCAGUGCAGCGUCCAGAGUUCAGAGUGUGUGAACACGGCCGGGGGGUAUGACUGCCAGUGUCGUCCUGGCUUCACUGGAGACGGGCACCACUGCACAGACGUUGACGAGUGCUCGCUGGGAUCACACAGGUGUGAUGAGAGGGCUGAGUGUGUGAACAGCCUGGGGAAGUACCUGUGCAGGUGUCAGGCUGGGUACAGUGGACAUGGACAUAGCUGCCACGAGACGCAGACCAAAUCAGCGCUGGUGACGACCCGCAGCCCAGUGGACCCCACCACCAGGGGGCAGCAGUCUGUGGAGAGCUGUCCCUCCUCCCACGACUCCUACUGUCUCUACGAAGGCACCUGUUUCUACUUCCCAGAGAUGGAGUCCUACGCCUGCAACUGUGUGCUGGGCUACAUGGGUGAGAGGUGCCAGUUCAGCGACCUGCAGUGGUGGGAUCUGCAGCAGGCUGAGCAGGAGAAGAGGAGGAACGUGGCCAUCGCUGCCUGCAUGGCCGGCCUCAUCACCCUGCUCUCCAUCGCUGCCUGCAUCACCUACUGCUAUGGGUCUAGGAGUUUGUUCCGGGAGCAUCCCUCGGUGGAUGACAUGAGCGUGAGCACCAGCACGGAGGAGACCACGCCUAACAACACCAGCCCGCCACGGUUCUAUGUGGUGCUGGAUGCAGCAGAGGGGCAGCUCCUCCAUGCCCGGGGUUGUUCCGUCAGAGCCAUGUGUCCGUCCUGCACCCCCGAGAACGCUGCCCCCCCUCCUCCCCCCGCCGUGUCCACGCAACACUCUGACCAGCGCAGGAACUCUGCUGCCACCGCGCUGAAGGGACAGCUGACCUACUGAGACCUUUAACGUGGCCGUGAGCGACCCUGGCCUGGUGUGUGUUUGACCAGGGGACAGCGUGAUGGAGGAGGCGGGAGCUCUGCGGGGAGGGCUCCGUGACGACGGUGACCAUGGAGACGAGGGGUGUUAACACCUCGCAUCCACCCACAGCCUCGAUAUCCUGGAGGAGCCACAACCUCAACCCCUCAGCUCAGCUGAGCAUGCUCACACGCACACACACACCCUGCACAUGCACACACACACCCUGCACACGCACACACCACACACACCUCCGCACACACAUACACAUCCAGCCAUACCCAACUAGACACACCCACACAAACAUACACUGGAAGAACAAUUGUUUGUCCAUUUUUAAUUCAGUUCAACUUCAUUUCAACAAUCCUGUUAAGAUCUUAAUUAUAGUUGCAUUUUUGUUGAUUUAUUUGUAUUAUUUUUCUUCCACGGCUCCUAUAAGAACACAAACAUGUAGUUAUACUACUUAAUUUACUAUAUGAGAAAUUAUAAUAUUUGUAUCGCAUAAUGUGAAAUUGAUGCUUUAGGUUGAGUAACCUUGCUGCAUAUCCCUCUGUGUCUUAUUUUGAAAUGUCAUGAAAUGAAAGUCAGAUAAGCUUUGAGUUGUUAAAACUGGUCAAAUUAUAUUUCACAUAAUUGAAAGUAACAAGCAGUAUAUAAUAUUGAUGCUACUGAAGUGUAUUAUACUAUGAGUUAUAAAAUCGGUAUAUUUCAGUACACUGUACAGUAUCAAACCCCAUGCUGUAACCAAGUUUUUACGUUGGUUUUUUAUUGCAUUUUUUUUAUCAACUGUUUAGCAUACAAUAUAUUUGUCAACUAAAUAAUGUAGAUACCGUAAGCAUUACCAUUGUAUUAGAAAAUAAAUCAAACCAGUUUGUUAGUCUGCUGACGCGUUCGUGGGCAGAGGCAUCUCGGAGGCUAGAUGUAUUUUCAUAUGUAGAUUGAGUUCUGGACCUUUCUAAUUUUCUAUACAUUUGUGUUUGUGGUAGAAUAUAAUGGCUGCAUUGUGUUUGCAGCGUAAACUUUUCAUUGAAAAAGUGGGAAGAUAUUUGUGACUUUGUGAAUGUAGAUUGUUUAAACCAAAAAACCCACCAAACACUGAUUUAUAUGGCUUUGAAUCAAAUGCUUGCAUAUUUUCUCUAGU